Messenger RNA from Solanum verrucosum, 582 nucleotides. Its product is annotated as pectinesterase inhibitor 4-like. Gene Ontology annotation, biological process: negative regulation of catalytic activity. NCBI's taxonomy places the organism in Eukaryota, Viridiplantae, Streptophyta, Magnoliopsida, Solanales, Solanaceae. Gene Ontology annotation, molecular function: enzyme inhibitor activity. The transcript has a single exon. The coding region runs from base 1 to 582 and encodes 193 amino acids. The record is from RefSeq and is a predicted model, not a curated record.
AUGGAGGUGUCUAUUUGCAAAAGCUUUAUACUGCCCCUUUUAACAAUUGUUUUAUUCAUCUCACUACCACAAACAGCCACAGCUGCUAAUGAAGCCUACACAAACUUCAUCAAAACUAAAUGCAACGUCACCACAUACAUUUCCCUUUGCCAAAAAACACUAAUUCCUUAUGCUUCUUCAGUGAAAACCAACUCCACAAAGUUAUGCAAAGCAGCCCUUGAUGUAACCAUAAAAGGCGCAAAAAACGCCUCUACCACUGUCUCAACACUGAAAAAACAAAAGGGAAUAACCCGAAUUGAAGCAUCCAUAAUUAAAGACUGCAUAGAAGAUGUGAAGGAUGCAGUGUACGAACUGAAGCAGGCUGUUGAUGCAAUGGGACAUUUAGGUGAUAAAGAUAAGGAAUUUCAGUUAGCUAAUGCUAAAACGUACGCGAGUUCUGUAAUAACAGACGCGGAUUCGUGUACCGAUGGGUUUUCUGGCCGGAAGGUAAAUCCAACUGUGAAGAAAAUGAUAAAUAGUAGCAUGGCAAAUAUUACCAAACUUGCCAGCAAUGCCUUGGCGCUCAUUAACCAUCUUUUUUAG